Messenger RNA from Biomphalaria glabrata, 2201 nucleotides. RefSeq lists its product as uncharacterized. NCBI's taxonomy places the organism in Eukaryota, Metazoa, Mollusca, Gastropoda, Planorbidae. The transcript has 7 exons. The record is from RefSeq and is a predicted model, not a curated record. The coding region runs from base 297 to 2201 and encodes 634 amino acids.
CUAACUAAUCAUAUAUUAUUUGAUAGCUAUUAAACCGAAUCAAACAAUAAUGAUGUUGUAGUUUGCACUCAAGACUUGUAGCCGUCAAUCCCACAUCAUUACCGACACUUCCUGUCACUUUCUACAUAGCAAGUAUCGCUAACAACGUGAACCAACUAGAACAUUCUGGUAAUCAUCCCCUACAUAUUGGUAUAACGGGGAAGUUAAAAUCUAAUUAUUUUUUAACAGACAGUCGAAGUCAGUAGUUUACACAGUAGAUAGCAGACCAAGAACUUAAUUGAAUUGUUUAGGAAACAAUGUCUCGUGUAGGUCGCAGAUUGUGUUACGUUUUUUUCAUUACAAUAAACACACUUGAAAUGUGCUGUAAGGGAUCGCUAGAGAAAGGUGACUUAAUGUUUACUGUCAAUAAUAUACGUCUUCUAAAGAAACCAAGCCAGACUUUGAUAGCCGUGCCAGGCUCCAGGCUUGAACUUCGAUGUUGGACAACGAGAUCAGGAGAUAAUGUGACAAUGACAAGCUCUCAUGGAGUUUCAAUAGCAGAUCAUUUUAAAAACUUUAGCUCACUUGUGAUCCCAGCGAUGACUUGCACAGAUACUGGAAGCUACUUCUGCCAAACAAACAGCAAGUCUGCUCGGCGAGUUGAUAUUGCUAUGAUGAUGAAGUGUCCUCCACGACUGUGUCACAGACAGCCGUCUUUAAAACAACUAAGAGCGAACCUUGGAGAAAACAAAUCAAUCAUUCUUUGUGUUGUGGCGGCUAAUUUGAAUGACACCAUAUUUAAAUUAAAUGGUCAGCGUCUUAAUCUGUUGCCAAGAGACUACUAUAGGAAAGUCAACGUACAACAAGAGAAAUAUCAACAUAACAAGUAUCAACUUUCUUCUCGACCAAAUAGAAGAAAUAGCUUCACAUAUCUGCUCACCAUUUCGAUACUUAAUCUUACUUUACAGGACUUGGGCCACUAUACUUUUGUUCUACAAUCAGAACAUGGUCAGAGGAUAAAGUUUUCGUUUUUCAUUUACUGCAACAGGUGUUUCUUAUGUCAGGAACAAGUCAAGAAACAUCUGCUUGUUGGAUUCAAUGCUACAAUAGUUAGAGUACGCUCUUCUUUGGGGAGGUUUAAGAUCCACAGUUUUAGAAGCUCAAGGACGCGAAGAAUUGGGAAAAAAACACGCAACUCUCUAAGCAAUGCCAUUUAUGACAUCACAAAGAAGUGUGGAUCUUUUUCUUGCACAGUGUUUGAUACCUAUGGAGCAAAGCUAAAAGGAGACUUAGACGUCCUGAACCAAUUAUGCCCGCCUUUUCAAACAGAAUCAAUAGUAACUCAAUAUAAACAUGGCGAUCAGCGGCAGUACAGAUUCCAGUUCAUCUCCACUGAAAACAUAUCAACCACUGCACAACUCGAUAAUGAGACUCUAGUCAUCAACAAUAAAGACCAAACACAAGAAGUGAGUCUUCAAUGCAGAAAUAAACUCUUCAAGUACAAGUGCACUUUCAAACAUAGCAAUGCUACAAACAACGUGAUGAAAUUGACCAUCAAAGACGUGAGUAACAGAAGCUUCACACUUAAGUUGCAGUACAGAAGGAACCAUCGCAUUAAAACAAGCAAGAGAAUAAAGAAAAUAUUCUUUGAGGACGAAAAGUAUCUGAAAUUCAAACUUAAGAUACAUCCAGACAGAACAUUGAAGAAACUACAAAUUUCAGGAGAGACAGUGACAUCAAAUACAUCAAGCAAUGAAGCAAGUUAUUUCAUUUUAAGUAACAAGACAAUUGUUACAGUGGUGAUACGAAAUGUAACAUUGUAUAACGAGUGUAUCAGCUCGUCUUGUUCUGCUCGUGUAAUAACCCAAGGAAGACAGAAACUUUACAAAAGAAAUGUGCGGUUAAAGUUUAUAAGAAGGGACACAAGGAAAGAAAAACAAGCCAACAACCAAACUCAAGUUAUUUUUACAGUCAACAAUGUAUCAGGUGAAGGGGAAACUUUUCAAUUUUUAACAUUCCCUGAUACUAGGACUUCCUUGAACUGCUCGGGGGUUAAUGCAAGCAUCAAGCACGAAAACAAUCUUCUUGUUAACUCUAGGAAAUCAUUGACGUCAGUAGUAAUAAACAAAACAAAGUGUAAAGAUCAAGGAAUCUACUACUGUUACUCAGGCAAUGCAGUUAAAACAUUGGCCAUGGGCAUUAAAUCAUGUAAGUCUUUAUAA